UGCAAUGAUUUCAAUUAUAUUUUAAAUCAGCAAAAAUAUAUCUUAACAUAGUUUCAAUAGUAAGUUACCAUUUAAACAUAAAUAAGGUUUUUCAAAAUCUGAUAAAAUUUUGCGGGCACCUGUUAUUCAGUGCGGACCUAAACAUAUUUGCCACAACAUGGCAACAAUGGCAACAACCCAUGGUUUGUCGGUUUUGACAAACUCUAGCGUAAAACCUCCCAGAAAUCCUAAAACUGGGUUGUCAGCAUCAUUGCAUGAAAGACCCGGCCCAACUCUUGGGCGAUUUUCAGGGAUAUAUUUCGACGAUUAUGACCAAGAGAGCCAGGCUGAAAAAGAAAUCUUUGAACCCAGGUUUACAUCAAGGCCAAGUUCAGUGAAUGCACCAGAUCUUUUGCAGUUAGGUAAACUCUCAGACGAGGAGUUCUAUCAAAAACUAUUAGAAUUAAAAAAUGAACAGAGAAAAAUAUUGCAAAAGUGUGAAAAAGUUUACAUUGAAAAACACCAGGGUCUGAUAGCCCCAACGUUUCCAGAAGAUGAUGUGCAAUUUGAGACAUCAAAAAGAACAACAAAAUCUUAUGAUGAAACAUAUAGGUCAGAAACUUUUGUUGAUGAGGAUGGUGUUCUUGUAUCUACAAGGAGACAAAGAUCUUGGUCUCCUGCUAGAUCUGCUUCACCAAUGGAAGACAGUGGAGGAUUUAGUCCACCAAGAGCUGAGUCACCAUACAGGGACAGUGUUAGAGAUUCUCUAAGCAAACCACCAACAGGAAGACCUCAUAUGUCACUUACAGCAAAAUCUAUUGCAUCUCCCCCGUCACGUCCUAGAUCUGCACCGAUUCCACGAGAUAUUGCAAGAUCACUAGAAGAUCUCCGCUCUGCAACACUUGGCCUAAAGAAAUCAUUUGAAGAGUGUGAGGGAGAUUAUAUUCCAGAUGAUACAGUUUCAGAACCUUACAGAGAGCAAGAUAGAUCAUUAUCAAGAAUUGAACACAUGUGGCAAAAUUUUUCUAUUAAUGAUUACACACCAAGGAGAUCAUUGCAAGACAGAACCAUUAAACGGCCAUCAUCAGCAAAAAUAACUCGUGAAGAGAAGAAACAGAAAGACAACUGGCGUCAUAGGCUCACAAUACCUAAACCAUUUACAAUGACAUUAAGGGAUGAAAGGAAAGAAAAGAGGAAAUCCAAAAAUUUGCAAGAGUUUGAAGAGCUAAAAUAUCAAAAAGAAAUUGAAGAAGAAGAAGAACUCAAAAAGAAAUUCAAAGCACGACCUGUACCAGCACAUGUUUAUUUACCACUGUAUGAUGAAAUUAAAGAGAAGAAUGAGGAAAAGCGUCGUCAUGUAAAAGAAUUGAGUGCUGAAUUAUUGAAAUCUCAAGAAAAGCCUUUUAGCUUUCUGAAACGAGAAGAUGACAGAAAGCAUCAUCAAUUAAUGGAGAGAGAUUGUAAUGAAUUAGGCAAAACUGAAACAAGAAUUCAAAAGAAGCCAGAUGCUUUCAAAGCAAAUCCAGUGCCAAAGCAUAUUUUUGAUUCAGUAGUAGAUGAUAAAAUAAUGGAAGAAGAAGAAUAUAGAAAAAUUAGAAUUAAGAUGAGGGCAGAAGAAAUGUUACGAUCUGCAUCUUUACCACCAAAUAUGAAUGCAAGAGAACAAAUUAAGGAGCAAAAAGAAAGAGAGCAAAAAAUGAAAAACAAAAGGAAAGGUAGGGGAAUGAAAACUGCAACUCGCCUUAGAAUCAACCAUGAAGUCCCAAAUUAUGAUGCUUUAUAUCGCCAAUUUCAGCAAGAAUUAAAUCGUAGGAAAGGAAUGAAAGAAUCAACUGUAGCUGAACCAUUUAGACUUGAAACGGGGAGAACUAGCAAAUCUACAAUAGAGAGAAUAAAAAAAGAAAUUGAAAAGGAAGAAGAAACAAUGAGAGAAAAUAGAUGGCCAUACAAGCUUCCAAGAACGAAAGUUAAACUUGGUCACAUGUCGUCAUCCCUAGAUGCAUUACCAACAAAGUCAACAAGGUCUGCAGAUGCAAGAACAAGGAAAACUAGGGGUCAGUUUCAGAAGCUAUCACAGAAAGAGCUGAAGGAGAUAGAAGAAGACAGACAUCGCCGUGUUAAGGAAAUGAGAUUGAGACGAGAAAUCCAAGAGAAAACUAUAGCACAUGAAACACCAAGAGAAAAUCCAGAAGAAAAAAAGAAAAAGUUUAGAGAAGCAGAAAGAGCAAGAAUGGAGGAGUAUGAAAGAGAAAUGAAGGAGAUGAAGAACAGAAUUAACAGGAGACCAUUAUUGUUUGAACAGGAAUCUCAGGUAAAUGCUAAAAAAAAGGCAGAGAAGAAAUUUAAUGCCACUUUGAGAAGUGUUGGCCUUGAUGAAGAAUUUGUUCAGAGUCGAGGCUCUAGGUCAGCAAGCGUUCAUGAUUACACUGAUGAUUAUGAUGAUGAUGAUUUUGAGGACACUGCAGUUAAGCGUCAAGAUGACACCUAUACAAAACGACGCACAUCUGAUGGUUCUCUCUCACCUGUUGAAAGUUGAAAAGACUUCAGUUGUAUUUGGUACUAGUUCAGUUGCUGGCAUUUCAUAGUAUUUUAAGUGUACAUGUUUAAGAGAACAACACAUCGAGUCGCAUAUGUUUCUUUAAAGUAGAAGACAUAGACAUUUUACUUCCUUAAUUGUUAUUUAUAAACUAGAGUCAUUCAAAUCUGUGAAAAAAAUGUUUAUAUUUUGUGGUUUUUAAGUUCUGUUACGAAAUUGUUGUAACAAUUUACACAUUUUACCCAUUUUGAUUUGAGGGUAUUUGAGUCUUAUUCAUAUGUGGAAUGAACAUCCAUAAAGUGAUAUAUCUAACUCAAGUUUUACAUAUGGCAGCAGUCCCUUCAUAUAUUAUAGUGAAAAUGUUGUUCUACAGAAUAUAAGGGUACAUAUGAUUAUUGCAUUUUUCUGUCAGUGAGACAUAUUGUUUACUAGAACAAUUACAGCAGAGUACUUCAUGUUUUGUCAUUCGCAAUUGUUUAUUUUUGUACAUUAAAAUUGACAUGUUUUAUCAUAAUUUGCAUUGAAUUAGGUUCUGAAAGCUGAAAAUGAACAAAAAAGUUAUGAGUUAGUAAUUUAUUUGAUAUAUAGGUGUUAAGCAUGAUCAUUAUAGGGUUAUUUAUUUUUUUUACUGUAAUGUUUUUUAUAAGUAGUAAGCAUUUCUUUUUAUCAAAUAUUACCAAUGAAAUAUGUCUUUGAAACAAAACAAGUUAAUUCUGCCAGUGUCAAGUAGCAUUCAAUCAUUUUAUAUAAUAUGUAAUUCAAACCAGCUUUCAACAUCACUGAUGAUUAUUAUUUAUGGAUUAAAAUUAGUUUUUCCACUAAUUUGAAAUAUUGUAAUGUGUGCUGAUAGGAAACUAUAUGGUAAGGUUAAGUCAUGUUUUAGCCCAUAGAUUGAUAGUCCAGUAGUGCCAAUGAUUUAUUUUAAACUUGUUUAUAUCCGAUAUUUAAUGAAGUCAUUGUAGUGAAGACCUAUAUACAUGUAUGUACAGCUUGCUGCUUUACCUCAACUUUCUGUCCUUAGAAUGCCCUUCACCACAAGGCCUUGGUGCAUGAUGUCAUUAUGUUUAUGUUAUUUAUUGCUGAUCAUGCAAUUUUCCAAUGAUAGUUUCAUUUUGUAUAAAUGUUAUAACAAGGCAAACAUAAUUGUAUAUACCUUCAUCUUAUAUUAUUAUUCUGUUUGAUAUUUUAUCUAUGAAUAAACUGUAGUGAUUGCUUAUCAGAUCUUUAAUUUCAUACUUUCAUUACUAGUAACACAGUCCUCAUGUUUCUGUAUAAAAACUACAGCAGUGCCUGAUUGAACUUUUUAGUUUCUUUAGCAAAGUAAACUUAGUAACACAGAGUAAACAGUUUUACUAGUGUAUAACAUUUUAAAAUAUUUCGUACUAAUAAUCAAGAAUCUUUUAUUGAUAUAUGUUAUGUUACCUGGGUUAACCCAUUUCUCUACUUACUUUGUAAUUUAACACAAUUAUCUAUAGUAAAUUUA
This is a messenger RNA of Ruditapes philippinarum (Manila clam), 3998 nucleotides long. Its product is annotated as protein FAM161B-like. Bases 158 to 2515 code for a protein of 785 amino acids. Gene Ontology annotation, cellular component: cilium. Gene Ontology annotation, biological process: cilium organization. The record is from RefSeq and is a predicted model, not a curated record. Lineage: Eukaryota; Metazoa; Mollusca; Bivalvia; Venerida; Veneridae. The transcript has 5 exons.